UGAAAAGUAAGUUUGUGUGAAGAGGUUCCCUAGUACCCUGUUAUACGUAGUACAUCUAUAGUAGUAAAUGAGCACACAUGCAUCUAACAAUUACAAGUUUACCUUCAGCUGCGUGCUACUAUAUGUUUUUCUUUUAUUUGUCUUUUAUUGUGUUUACUAUCCUUCCAACAUUUUGGACCGUGCACCCUUCUCGUUGUUCAGAGUGCAUAGUGCAUGGAUGUACCCAAAUAAACUAAUAUUCAUGCUUGUCUACUUGAUUGUAAGUUGUAGUAUAUAUUAUAAAACUGAUAUCUGGCACACGUAAGUACACUUUACUUUAUAAGUGUCAUUUCCUGAAAUUAUUUAUAAAUGACAACAAAUCAACAAGCAGGCGAAAGAAUGAGGAGAGAUGAGAUCGUUAUUCAAUAAAAUAACACAAAAGAAGAGUGCAUCAUGGGAUGGCUUGCUGUCUCACACUCCCUCGGACAGUCCAGUACAUCUUCUAAGUGUAAAGAGAAAUGCAUCAUUUACAGAUGGUGUGAGCUGGCUACAGAUCAAACAUGAAGGGUUCAUAAGAAGAUUGUCAGAUUCCUUCUAUCCUUUAAGAAGGGAUAGCAGUAAAAUGAACAUCCCUCAUCGUAUCUUGACCCCAGAUGAAGACAAAACAUUCAGUAAGACUCUAGAGAGUGACAGCAGUACAGAAUUUGUGACCGCACAUAACUCUCUGGCAGACGGAACCAGUCAAGGGAGUCAGGAAUCACUAGACAAACAGUCACAGACAACCAAAAAGUUUGAUGCUGUAGUUUUCGAUGUAUUACGGGUUUCACCGGAUGAUUAUGCUAGUCAGAUUACAUUGAUGGAUUUACCUGUGUUCCAGGAGAUACUACCUGAUGAACUCACAUCAUGUGCAUGGACAACAAAGGAGAAAUUGAUAAAAGCCCCAAAUGUGGUGGCUUUUACUAGGAGAUUUAAUCAUGUAAAUUUUUGGGUUCAGCGAGAGAUUUUAAAUUGUCAGACUCUGAAUACCAGAGCUGAAGUUUUGGCUCAUUUUAUAAAAAUUUCCAAGAGAUUAUUAGAAUUAAAUAAUUUACAUGCAGUUAUGGCAGUCAUAUCAGCUUUACAGAGUGCUGCUAUUUUUAGAUUGUCCAAGACCUGGAUGAAACUUUCCAGAAAAGAUAAAGCUAUAUAUGAAAAAAUUGCUGAUUUAUUUUCUGAAAACAACAACAGACAACGAUUACGAGAUUACAUGGAAAAUGUUAAAUUACCAUGCAUCCCAUAUUUAGGUUUAUAUUUAUCAGAUUUGAUCUACAUCGAUGUGGCACACCCUCACUCUGGAGGACUAGAGAGCCACCCCCGGAGAUUACAGAUGAAUAAUAUAUUGAGAGUUAUAGCCGACUUUCAACAAUCCAGUUAUGAUUAUUUACCAGUAUUAGAUCAUGUUCAGAAUUAUUUAAAAUCUGUCCGUUACAUAGAGGAAUUACAAAAAUUUGUAGAAGAUGAUAAUUACAAACUUUCAUUAAAAGUUGAACAGCCAAUGAGUGAGAACCUUUCAUCAUCAAAAGAAGAUAUACAGAUAAUGGUGGCACCCCCUUCUCCUGCAACAGAACCUCGUAAUGUGUUGACUUCAUGUGCUGGUUUAACAAAAAAUGGUCCCUCACACAGAAAAACUAAAAGUUUAAGUGCAAAUUUCCUGAGUUGUCAUAAACCUGCAUCAGAUAAAACCUAUAGUUUACCCAGUAAAGCAACGGCACCUUAUAUCCAAGGCAUUAGACAUCUUCUGGACGACAGUGUCCUGGAGGAAUCACCGUGUGCCUCAAGUGAUGGCUCAAUAUGUGGUAGAAUCUCUGAAAGUGCUGAUACAGCAGAUACCAGUUCAACAGAUCAGGAGACUUUUUGGCCAUUGAGAAGUCAGCAAUGGAGGGAAUCUGAUGAAAUGCAGAACAAUUACCGACAAAACUUUACCUGUGAAGGUUGUUUACGGAGAAGAACUAUUUUAAAAGAUGGCAAAAAACCAACUGUUUCAUCGUGGACAAGAUACUGGGUAGCCUUAUGGGGAACGUCAUUAUUAUAUUAUCCUGCCAAGACAUUACGAGGGUCAGAAAGAUCAUGUUUUAAAACAAGUCCCACAAAAAUGACAUCAAUAGUCGGUUGGAUGGUAGUAAUGGGAGAUAAUCCACUUCAACCAGAUGCAUUCCAGCUCACAGAUCCAAUGAAAGGCAAUGUUUACAAGUUUCGAUGUGGAAGUCAGGCACAGGCUUUACAAUGGUGCAGACAUUUAAGUGAUGCCACAAACAGGUUCCAACCACAGACUCCUGCCAAUUUGAUGUCAUUUGACUGAGAGUUCUGAUUUACAAAUGGUGGGAAGUUCAUUAUAGUGGUACCUUUACCGAACAUUGUGCCAAAUGUUUGCCAAAAUAUGUGAUGAAGGAAGAUGUCAGGGUUGCCAUAGUGACAAUACUCAGUCCCUUCUGUCAUAAUAAAUGAUGGCAGUGAUAGCAUUACACUCUAUUAUCUAAAUAUGGUCAUCAUAUCCAUAUAUGGACAUAUACUUUAGUAAGAGUGUAUUAUCCUUUCAAGGGAACCAGUCAUAAUAAACAGUAUUUUAAUGCCAGUUAUUAUUUACUAUGUUUCUGAAUCAUGUGAUAAAUACAGCAUAAUAUAUAUCAAUGCUUUACCAUAAGGUUCAUUGCCUUUAUUGGUUUCCAUGAGAAAUAAUGUCAAAUGUCUGUCGUACCAUGGUUACAGUUUCAAAUUUCAACUUUUUUCCAUUCAUAUAAUGUUAUGGACUCCUGAGAUAAUAAUUUUGAAUGUCAGCUUGUUCCAUUGUAGCCUUGUCAAAUAUUACGUAUUUUUAGGCUAACAGUGUAAUUUUUCAGCUGCUACCCUGGUAACAGGUUGAAAUAUAUUUUUUUAAACUGUUAAUAGUUUUGACAUAAGUACUUGUUUUUUUUUUUCAACUAAGAGGUGUUUGACAGUACCGUGUAAGCUGUAUUAAUUUAUCUACUGUCAUUAAUCAAAUUUAAUUCCUGAUGCAGGAUAGGUUUGUCACAGGUUAUUAGUUAUGUUAUUUGUAAUUUCAGUUCUCAGUUAACUAAAAUUACUUUCAAAAGAAAACUGUGAACAAUUAGAAUUAUGAUAGAUAUAAAACAUUCCAUAUUUGGAAAUUUUGAUAUUUGCAGAGUAAAUAUGAUUUAAAAUAUGAUAAAUUUAUUCAUAUUUCAUUUCGAUAUGCAAUUGUUUGUUGACAAUUUUAUGCAGUAACCAUUUUUAACAAGUAUGUGUAUCUUUUCCUUAUUCAUUUGAUAACACCAUUUGUUACUGUCCACUCUAAGCAUCCCUAUUAAAUAAAGAAUACAAGAUCUUCCAACAUACUUUAAUGACUUGUCCCUGUCUUUUACUAUAUGGUACAUUAAUAUGCUAUGCAAUUUGAAGCUUGGGAUUGUCAGGUUAUUUGCCAUCUUGCUUGUAAUGAAUAGAUUUGCCAAAGUUUGGGGUGACUGCACUUAAUUUGUUGACGUCUGCUGUUGGAUGUAUUUUUUUUUAAUGACAUUGUAUAUCAUGUUUAGUAGAAAAUCGGUUAAAUUGUAUUUGAAUUUUAUAAAACAUUACGUCAUUAAAUAAAAAAAUAAAAAUUUUACUGAGACAUUUCACAGAAUACAAAUAUAUAUAGGGAUGUAAAAUAUCUUAUAAAUAUUGUUAACACAGUAUUUAACAUUGAUGUAUAUUUUACACUAUGUAAGCAAAAUUUUAUGUUUUGUUCACAUUUUAAUACAAAAUCAUGAUUAUAGAAAUUUCAUUUAAAAUACGGGUUAAAGUGCAAAGUUUAAUAAAUUGAAAUAGUUGCUUACAAUUUCAUGGUAUCAUUAUGCAGGGCUUUUGUUUGUUGGGUAAAAUCUUCUUAUUACUUUCUAGAAGUUAGAUUUUGAAAUACUCGUUAUUUUAAAGAUGGUGCUUUUUUAAACAGACAUCUGCUGAGAUUUUAGUGCUAUUUUUUGUGUGCUUAAUGUAGUGAGUGUUUUGUAAAGGCUCUUGAAAUAGUCAACACAAGUUAUCUCAUUUAAAAAAAUUAAUAAUUUGUUAAAAAAUAAAAAUGAAAGUUUCUUUUUAUUUUAUUGUGCAAGUCAAAGUAACAAUUAUCUAUUUUUAUAAAAAGUGGAGUAAGACAUUUUUGUUCAAAUAAUUACAGGUGCUCUUAAAAAGGAGCUCUCAAGACCUGAAUUGCUCAAAGGAAACUUGAGUGUAAUUAACCCUGAUCAAACAGUUCAUUGAACAGGAACCCAUGUCCAGCUUUUCAAAGCAAAGGAACUUUGAUAUGAACAGAUAAUUUUUAAUGGAUCUAAUUUUUAUAUGGCCUAUGCAAAAGACGAAUCUUAAUCUUAUAACUGCGAGGGGCAGCUUGAGAAAAUUGAAUUUGAAAUACAUUAUUCUAAAUAACACAGGUUAAAACCAUGUCAGCUUUUGUUAUUCUGUUGUUUUAUUUUGUGUAUAAGGUUUUAUAAUUUAUUGCUUAUUAUGUGCAAUAUUGUCUUUUAAUAAUCAUAACAUAUUUGUUUCAUGUGUGACAUUCACACAUUGUGUAUACAGUCAUGAGAGCGUUAGAAUAUCUUGUUUACUCUCAUUGUAUAUUUAAAUGUAAUGGAACUCUUCAAAUCUGACACAAAAUGUUAUUAACAUUAUUUUAAAUAUUUUGGUCCUUAUGGCCUUAGUUUAAAUUCCUAUGCAUUCAGUCAGAGAUGAUUUCUGUUUAACUGAAUUCAGUUAUUUUGUUUCCUGAAUUACUUUUUUUUAAAAAUGCUGAACUAUUAAUAGGUGGGUGAAAAUGAAAGGGGUUUUAGGUAUGAAUUAUACUUCACCUCCUCAGCUGAUCUGUGAAGAAAGCAAUGAUAGCCCCUUCCUUUGUUUUUAGUACAUGUAUGUUAUGAGUUUUUUUUCCUCAUUUAUACAUACCUAUUUUCUUCUUCUUUCAAAUUACAUUUUUAUAUGAAUUAUGUUAUAAUAUAGUUAUAAGUUACAGGGUAAAUUUAUUAUUAUUUGUAAUGAAUUUUGAUUUUAAAGUAAAUACCUAGUUUUGUGAGACAUAUUUGUUUAUUUUAAAAUACAUGUAAUUGCCAAUUUUAUCAACUGAAAACGGUUAACUAACAGAAAGUUAAAUCUUUGCUUACAAGGCCAUAGUAUGUGAUAUCCCAUUUUCCACUGAGCAAACAAACUUAUUUAUAUUGAAUUGUUUUAUAAUGUUUGUUGUGAAAAUACUGUAGUAAGUUCUUUACUAUGAUUGUUAUUAUUUUUGGCAUGCAUAAAAAUAUUAGAACUUAUAUAAAAAAAAAUUGUACUGGUAUAGGUUAUACCAAAAUAUUUAUGUAAACUAUUCACAAUUGCUUCAUAAAACAUUUACUAAACUUCAUGACGAAAAAAUAAAAAAAUAUAAAUUAAA
Molecule: messenger RNA, 5410 nt
Organism: Mytilus californianus (California mussel)
Lineage: Eukaryota; Metazoa; Mollusca; Bivalvia; Mytilida; Mytilidae
Product: ras-specific guanine nucleotide-releasing factor RalGPS2-like
Exons: 19
Coding region: 389-2317 (642 amino acids)
Biological process (GO): Ras protein signal transduction; positive regulation of GTPase activity
Cellular component (GO): plasma membrane
Molecular function (GO): guanyl-nucleotide exchange factor activity
Source: RefSeq, a predicted model, not a curated record